This is a messenger RNA of Trichoderma breve, 1200 nucleotides long. RefSeq names its product RNA polymerase II-binding domain-containing protein. Lineage: Eukaryota; Fungi; Ascomycota; Sordariomycetes; Hypocreales; Hypocreaceae. Gene Ontology annotation, biological process: mRNA 3'-end processing. The coding region runs from base 1 to 1200 and encodes 399 amino acids. Gene Ontology annotation, molecular function: RNA polymerase II C-terminal domain binding. The record is from RefSeq and is a predicted model, not a curated record. The transcript is spliced from 4 exons. Gene Ontology annotation, cellular component: RNA polymerase II, holoenzyme.
AUGGCGUACAACGACGAUUCGGUGCUGGCGCGUCUGUCAGCAUUGAAUGAGAGCCAUGACAGCAUUGCAACAGCAGCCCAAUGGAUAAUGUUUCAUAGACGGCACGCAGAUCGCACGGUGGCGCUCUGGAUGCAGCGACUGAAAGAUUCAUCUAGCACGAAACGACUGAGCCUGGUUUACCUCGCGAACGAGGUUGCGCAGCAGUCUAGAAUCCGCCAUAAGGAGGACUUUAUCAUCGCCUUCUCCCCGGUUAUAGCAGAAGCAGCCGCAGUAGCCUACAAAGGAGCGCCAGCUGAGAUUCAGGGCAAACUGCGACGUGUCAUUGACGUCUGGAAAGACAGAGCUAUUUUCGAGGCACCGAUUCAGGCUGCUAUAGAGUCGCGUCUAAGUGGAACAGAGUUGGAUAAAGCUCGCGGAUCCGUUAAGCCCGGAUUCGGAGGUUCCCCAUUUGGAUCAUCUGCUGCUGCCUCUGUGCCUUCAGAAUUCACGCCCCUUGUGUCUGCUCAUCAGACGGUCACCAAGCUGAGCGUGCCAUUAAAGACGACCAUCGCUUCCGCAAACCAAGAGUACGAAAAACAAGUCGAUCCCACAGUACCCGCCCCGUCGGCGCCUGUCUACGCGGCUCGCCUCAAUGGGUUGCUCAAGACACUUGCGAGCGCUGAGAGUGCGGUAGCUGAGUGCGUCAAGGCUCGAGAGAGUUUAAUCUCGGGACUGGAAAAGAUGCUGGACUCAAACAGAGCGGCCUUGGAAAAUGAAAAGAAUGCAGCUUCCGAGCUGUCGGGCCGCAAACGAGAGAUUGAAGAUAAGAAGCAGCAGGUUGAGGUGGCUAUCAUGAGAGCACUCGGACCUGCAGAUAGCAACGGAGCACAUGCAGAAGGGGAAUCUGGGGGCCCUCCCGCUGAGCUUGAUCGGCCAGAGAUGGAGGCUCUAACACCGCCAGGCAUGGACGAUGACUUUGAGGACACUAGACCAGAGAGCAUCGGCUAUGACGAAGACGAAGACGUCAAGCCCUUGGAGGACGUCCCAGCAACUGAACUUUCCUCCGCCAAGGCCUCAACAUACACUCAGUCGCUCCCCAUAUCAACCAACGGGUCCAAUAAAAGGCGACGAGUGGACGACGGCGACUUUCCCGACCUCGGAAACGAUGGCGAAAUAGAUGCCGAAGUUGCAGAUAUGCUGAAGGAAGGCGGUGACAUUUGA